Messenger RNA from Mizuhopecten yessoensis (Yesso scallop), 4413 nucleotides. RefSeq names its product isoleucine--tRNA ligase, cytoplasmic-like. Gene Ontology annotation, molecular function: ATP binding; tRNA binding; aminoacyl-tRNA deacylase activity. Lineage: Eukaryota; Metazoa; Mollusca; Bivalvia; Pectinida; Pectinidae. The record is from RefSeq and is a predicted model, not a curated record. Bases 200 to 4027 code for a protein of 1275 amino acids. The transcript has 31 exons. Gene Ontology annotation, biological process: isoleucyl-tRNA aminoacylation.
AACAAUAAAGAAAAAUACUACAAAUGAGUUCUAGUCAGAGAAGCUCAUUGGCCUACAGAACUGAAAGUAGAGUUUCCAAAUCAGAACCGAAAGUAGACUUCCCAAACUCAAUUGCUUAACUAUGUACAGCCAGUUGUGCUUUCCCUAGUACAGUGUAUUCGGCAUUGAGAGAACAACAGAAAACCAGGAGACGGUCAUCAUGUCGAUGUCCAAAUGUCAGCCAGUGGCUGAGCACAUCAAUUUCCCCAAGAUGGAAGAAGCUGUGCUUCAGCACUGGAAAGACAUAAAUGCCUUCAAAACAUCCUUGAAACAGUCAAGUAAAAAACCAAGGUAUACCUUUUAUGAUGGCCCACCAUUCGCUACAGGUUUACCCCACUAUGGUCACAUUCUGGCCGGGACUAUCAAGGAUGUUGUGACGCGUUACGCCCACCAGACGGGUUACCAUGUAGAGCGAAGAUUUGGCUGGGAUUGUCAUGGCCUGCCUGUGGAAUAUGAGAUAGAUAAGACGCUGGGGAUCACAGGCCCUGAUGAUGUCAUGAAGAUGGGGAUAGAAAAGUAUAACGCCGAGUGUCGCAAGAUUGUCAUGAGGUACUCACAGGACUGGCAGGACAUUGUGACCAGACUAGGAAGGUGGAUAGACUUUGAGAACGACUACAAGACUAUGUACCCAUGGUUCAUGGAGUCGAUCUGGUUUGUGUUCAAGGAGCUUUAUAACAAAGGUUUUGUCUACAAGGGGGCAAAGGUGAUGCCCUACUCCACAACAUGUAACACUCCUCUCAGCAACUUUGAGAGCGGACAGAACUACAAAGACGUCACAGAUCCAGCUGUAAUUGUGAGCUUUCCGCUGCUCGAGUCCCCGGAAGUGAGUGUCCUGGCCUGGACAACAACACCCUGGACACUGCCCAGCAAUAUAUCUCUCUGUGUCAACGCUAACAUGGACUAUGUUAAGGUGCAAGAUAAGAAAACAAAUGCUAUUUACAUCCUGAUGGAGGCUAGAUUGCAGGCACUGUUCAAAUCUGAAGAAGAAUACACUAUGCUAGAGAAAUUCAAAGGCAAAGCAUUGGUUGGGAAGAAAUAUAAACCCCUAUUUAAUUAUUUUGAAUAUAUGGGGAGAGAAAAGGGUGCAUUCCGAAUCCUUUGUGAUGACUACGUCAGUUCUGAGAGUGGUACAGGCAUUGUACACCAGGCCCCAUACUUUGGAGAGGAUGAUUACCGAGUGUGUUUGGCAAACGGUAUAAUCAGCAAAGACAGUGCCAUGAUCUGUCCUGUUGACGCUAGUGGGAAAUUCACAGACGAAGUCGUUGAUUUCAAAGGAAUGCAUGUCAAGGAAGCUGACAAACACAUAAUGAAGAUGUUGAAGUCAAACAAGCGACUGGUGCACCAGGGUACUAUCAAGCAUAGUUACCCGUUCUGUUGGAGGUCUGAGACCCCUCUGAUCUACAAAGCUGUUCCAAGUUGGUUUGUUCGUGUGGAACAAGCCACACAAAGAUUAUUGGCCAAUAAUUCUAAGACGUACUGGGUGCCUGAUUUUGUAAAAGAAAAGAGGUUUGCUAACUGGCUGAGAGACGCUCGAGACUGGGCCAUCUCAAGGAACCGCUACUGGGGCACACCCAUACCAUUGUGGGUCAGUGAUGAUGGAGAGGAGGUUGUAUGUGUGGGAUCAAUAGAAGAGCUUUAUCAGCUUACCGGUGUCAAGGUGGAUGAUCUACACAGGGAAGUUGUUGAUAAACUGACCAUUCCCUCUAAGCUGGGUAAAGGACAGCUGAAACGGACCCCGGAGGUAUUUGAUUGCUGGUUUGAGAGUGGUAGUAUGCCCUACGCACAGGUUCACUACCCCUUCGAGCGAAAGAAGGACUUCGAUGAUAACUUCCCAGCUGAUUUCAUUGCAGAAGGAGUGGAUCAGACCAGGGGUUGGUUUUACACCCUCCUGGUCCUAUCCACCCUGCUGUUUGACAAGCCACCAUUCAAGAAUCUGAUUGUGAAUGGCCUUGUGCUGGCAUCAGAUAAACAAAAGAUGAGUAAGAGAAAGAAGAAUUACCCUGAUCCCAUGGAGGUGGUCAAUAAGUAUGGUGCUGACGCCCUCAGAUUGUACCUGUGUAACUCGCCGGCAGUACGGGCGGAGAACCUGUGUUUCCGUGAAGAAGGGGUGGAACGAGUCCUCAAGGAUGUCUUCCUUCCAUGGUACAAUGCCUACAGAUUCUUCAUGCAGAAUGCAGAAAGAUAUGAGAGAGAAGAUGGAGGUGUGUUUUUGUACAACCCCGACAAAAUAUCACGCCCCACAAACUACAUGGACCGCUGGAUGCUGUCCUCAACACAGUCUCUUCUGAAAUUUGUCAAGAAAGAAAUGUCGGAAUACCAUCUGUACACUGUGAUGCCUGUGAUGGUCAAGUUUGUCGGUCAGCUGACCAACUGGUAUGUGAGGAUGAACCGGAAACGUUUAAAGGGAGACGGAGGAGCUGCAGACUGUCGGAUGGCACUGGAGACGCUGUUUGGUGUUCUACACUCUAUGAUCAGGGUCAUGUCUCCACUGAUCCCAUUCAUCACAGAACACAUGUACCAGAAUCUUCAACACUUGCUCGACCCAGCCUACACAAAGGGCCUUGACACUCGAAGUGUCCACUUCCUCAUGAUCCCUGACCCCAGGGAGGAUCUGAUAGAUACACAGAUAGAGACGGCAGUGUCACGCAUGCAGUCUGUUAUAGAAAUUGGACGCCUCAUCCGUGACAGAAAUACACUCCCGAUGAAGUAUCCCCUGAAGGAGGUGGUCGCUAUCAAUAGUGACGAGGACGCACUGCGAGACAUAUCAUUCCUCACCGACUACAUCAAGGAGGAGUUGAACGUUAAAAAUUUAACCACGACCAGUAACAAGGAUAAGUAUGGAGCUGAGUUAGUGGCGGAACCAGACUUCAAAGCUCUUUGUGGAAAAAUCAAAGAUGCCAAGAAACUCUUUGGUGCCAUCAAAUUACUCAGCAACAAACAGCUGGAAGACUUUCAGAAGACCGGUCAGAUAACUGUGAUGGGGCAUGUUUUGGAGGAAGGAGAUGUACGACUCCACUACAAAUUUGAUGCAAAGGACAGCUCGACUCCAAACUGCUACGAUGCACAUGGAGACAAAGAGGUGUUGGUGCUGCUGAAUGUGACGCCAGACCAAAGCAUGCUGGACGAAGGUAUAGCUAGAGAGGUCAUAAACAGGAUGCAGAGGCUCCGGAAAAAGGGCGGAGUGGUGCCUUCUGAUGAGAUAGCAGUUUACUACCAGACAACUCCCAGUCUCACAGCCAUCAUCAACAACUUCUCCGACUUCAUAUUUAAUACCAUCAAACAGCCUGUACUACCCUACCCCGUCCCCGCAGGGUCAAAUGUCGUUGUGGAAGAAAAUGCAUCGGUGAAGAAGGAUGAGUUGAAGCUGACCAUCGUGUCUAGGUCGGGAGAUGGCCCAAAGAGUGCGCCCUCGCCAGUAGUACAGCCAGCCCCAGUGGUGAAGGGGGUCUCCCCAACAUGUAGCUACAUCAAUGUACAGCUGUGUGGAAUGGCUCCUCAGGAGGGUGUGUCUGGAGGUCAUGCUACAGUCCUCCUAGAAAACCCUAAGGGCAAGGCCAUGAGCAGCAGACAGGUGCUGGUGAAUGAGGUGAAAUCUGUGUUUGGUGUGCGUGGUGUGAAAUUGGACGUUUACAAGGGCCGUGAAAUGUCGGAGGUACUCCCAGUAACUGGUGAUGUUGCUUCGCUGUCUGGUCAAACCUUAUAUGUCGCUUCUAAGUGUCGGGCGACUUCCACACCAGCGUCUUCACCAAUGUGCCAUUUUGCUAAUGUGGAAAUGAAAGGUGUACAAGGGACCUUACUCCUGGAGAACCCUAAGGGAGUGACAUUGUCUGUGGAUCAGUUAAAAUCUCAGGUAUCGGCAGUUUUUGGCCUUGAUGGACAGAAAGUUGAAUUAUGUUCAACAAAAGAUGGAAAGAAAAAGAUAACAAGUGAAAAUUGCAAAGACUGUCUGUCCCUUCACUCAAGUACACUGUAUGCUGUUAAACUAUGAACUAAUUUUAUAGUUUAACAGUACAAUAUAAAUUCUGUGGCAAUUUUUGAAGUUUUGACAGUUUGGAGAAAAAGGAUAUCGAUGAUGACUGUGUUUUUUGAGAAACUGACAAGAUAUCCAUGUGGUUGUCCAUUUCAAGAAAUGUGAUUUGGUAAAAUUGUAUUAUCUGAUGAUCUUGAUCUUUACAGAUUUAGUGCUAAAAAAAUUCUGAUGUGCCUGAUGAAGAGAGGAGAGAUUAAAAUAUCAGACUCAGAGUAUUUAUUUUAUGUGAUAUUCCUAUAGAAUUUGAUACCGUUCCCUUGACAAAGACUAUAAGACUCUUUCAUGUCCAGGGGUAAGCCUCAAGUUUUACCAAAUUUGAAAAUCCUGAGGGUGGAAUUUCCCUA